Messenger RNA from Gossypium raimondii (Peruvian cotton), 1497 nucleotides. RefSeq lists its product as uncharacterized. The record is from RefSeq and is a predicted model, not a curated record. Bases 360 to 1238 code for a protein of 292 amino acids. Lineage: Eukaryota; Viridiplantae; Streptophyta; Magnoliopsida; Malvales; Malvaceae. Gene Ontology annotation, molecular function: RNA binding. The transcript has 6 exons.
CGUUCACUCGCGGAGCUGUCAUUCGAUAUUACAAAAACCCAACUCGCUCUCUUUGCUAUUUGGCCCUUUCUCUCUCUCUCUCUCAAUAGACAGCAAAUUAGAGUUUGCAGCUGUCGGGUUUUUUUUUUUUUUUUGCUCUUUUUUGUAUCUGGCUUUUCUUUUAUUAACCAACCGAUCAAAUAAUUAACAACAGCCAACAAGCAACAACUUCUAUGACAUCAUAAACAAGCCUGCAUCUCACUCUCUGUCACUCUUUCAAUGAUUCCUUUGUGGUAAUGUGUGAAGGGUGCCUUGGGAAUGUAUAUUAGACACAAUCAUAUAUAGUAGAGCAAUGAAAGCAAUGGCCAAAAGGGUUGUGGAUGUUAUACAAGUUUCAAGUUUCAUGCAAAAGGAUAGAUAAACCCCAGUUUUUUCUUCUUCUUUUUGUUUGUUUAGAUGCCAUGGCUUAUCCACAUUAUCGAUCACCAUUCGGUGACACAACGUUUACAAAAGUGUUCGUUGGGGGAUUACCUUGGGAGACACCAACAGAGGAAAUGCGUCGAUAUUUUGAGCAAUUUGGAGAGAUUCUUGAAGCUGUUAUCAUCACUGAUAAAGUCACGGGCAAAUCUAAAGGAUAUGGCUUUGUUACUUUCCGUGAUCCUGAUUCAGCUAGGAGAGCUUGUGUUGAUCCAAAUCCUGUAAUUGGUGGAAGAAGAGCAAAUUGUAACAUUGCUUCAUUUGGAAGGCCUAGGCCUUUACAGCCACGAGGAGGUAAUAACAGUCCUUAUCAAGGAGUUGCACAGCAAGGUGCACCAUAUAGUGGAGUUGCAGCACCAGUGCAUCCACAUCCGCCUCCGCCGCCACCACCUCCUGUCAUGUAUCCACCACCUUAUGGGUACCCUACUUACAGUCCUGAAUAUGGGUUUCACCAAGCUGUCUAUAAUCCACAAAUUCAGCAGCAACAAUACUAUCAUCAACUAUAUGGAUCAUCAUCUACCACAAUGGGGUCUCCAUAUUAUUAUGGCUAUUCUUUGCAGGCUCCUAGGGGAACAUUUUCUGCACCCCAGGCUCAACGUAUCCCCGGACCGUCCUUUCUUUACUACCCUACUCAAAUGGAGGGGUCCUUCUCCAUGUAUCCUUCCCCCCCUUUUCAAUUCACUAGGCAUCUCUUUCCUUCUUCCACAGAUUCACAGACUCCACAGCAUACCUCCACAGAAACAGAAGCUGGGGCCAUUACUUCUGAAAGUCCAAAAACCUAAAGGGAAGGACACAUCCCCUGCCAAAAACUUCAAAUUGUAUAAUCUUGAUAAGAUUAUGUUCUUAUCACCUUAUUUCACUCUUAUAUUCUCUACAAUUUAGCAAUAGGUGGGUUACCUAUGGCAGGAAAAAGGAGGGACUAAUCAACCACCUUAUGCUGAUUUUCUUUUUUCCUCUUUAAUUCUUAAGGAAAAAAAGAAACAUUCUUCUUCUUUUUUCUCAAAAAUUUUCAUUCAAGUGAUUCAUUCAUUAAGAGUUUAA